GGCGGGGACUUAGUCCAGCCUCAGGCUGACCACCAUGUAUCCCCGCUACUGUCAGCUGUCAGCGUGAUGGGUCUCCCCUCCCUAUAUCUGGACGAUCGUCUCCAUCCUUUCACCAACCAACAGUCAUCAAUCCACCAGACUUCUUCUACUCAACCACCACCAUGACAUCCCAACCCCAUCUCCAAAUAUUCAACCACACCCUCGCCCACAAUCAGUCAUUCAAUAUUCCCUCAAUCCCCCCUCCUCCCGGCGGAACUCCGUCUCCAGAUCUGGAAGGGCCUCUCUUCAACGCCAACGCAUCAUCCGCAUACACCUCAAUCCCCAGAACCCAUACACACCCACAGACCCCACAUCACAAUCACAAUCACAACCACAAUCAGAACCAGGAACACCAGGCCUCCUCCCAAUCAACCCAGAGUACGACAUCCUCCACCUCACCCCCUGCCCCCCCCCACCCAAGAAACCCUGCUCCCCUUCCUCCAUGACCUAAAAAUCACCCUCGACCCGCACCAAAUCGG
Molecule: messenger RNA, 518 nt
Organism: Aspergillus heteromorphus CBS 117.55
Lineage: Eukaryota; Fungi; Ascomycota; Eurotiomycetes; Eurotiales; Aspergillaceae
Exons: 1
Coding region: 162-485 (107 amino acids)
Source: RefSeq, a predicted model, not a curated record